Molecule: messenger RNA, 1137 nt
Organism: Oppiella nova
Lineage: Eukaryota; Metazoa; Arthropoda; Arachnida; Sarcoptiformes; Oppiidae
Source: the annotation of a GenBank genome assembly
AUGCAAGUAACUUCUGAAGCGGUUUCGGGCGUUGCCCGUCGUUUAAAUGUAUCUGUACCGACGAGCCGUAUUAACGAGCAGUUUGAAGCUCGCUUGAAACGCACUGCCAAAACUGUGAAGAUCAACGGCUUCCGUCAAGGUAAAGUGCCAGUAAACGUUGUACGUCGUGAAUACGGCGCUGGUAUUUACCAAGAAGUUGUAAACGACAUCAUUCGUGACACAGUAUUUGAAGCAAUUCAACAAGAAAAAAUCAACGCUGUUGGUAUGCCAAACAUCGACAAAGUUGAAAACAAAGAUGAUGCUUUAGUUUAUCAAGCUACAGUUGAAGUUUAUCCUGAAGUUGAAGCUAAAUUUGAAGGUCUUGAAGUAUCACGUAAAUCAUCUGAAGUAACAGAUAAAGACGUUGAUGCAAUGCUUGAAAACCUUCAAAAGCAACGCGCUGAAUGGACUGAAACUAAAGGCAUGGCUAAAAAAGACAUGCAAGUAACUUUCGAUUUUGAAGGUACUGUUGAUGGUGAGAAGUUUGAAGGCGGUGCUGCUGAAGACUUUAAACUUGUUUUAGGUUCUGGUCGUAUGAUCCCUGGCUUCGAAGACGGUAUCGUUGGUAUGAAGAAAGGCGAAGAGAAAGUGAUUGAUGUAACUUUCCCUGAAGACUACCAAGCUGAAAACUUAGCAGGUAAAGCAGCUCAAUUCAAAAUCACAGUUAAACUUGUUGAAAAACAAAAACUUCCUGAAAUUGAUGCUGAAUUCCUUAAAAUCUUCGGUUUAACUGAAGAAGAAGGCGUAGAGAAAUUAAAAGCUGACGUUCGCAAAAACAUGGAACGUGAAGUAAAAAAUGGUCUACGUAACCAAGUGAAAGGUGCAACUUUUGAUGCACUUGUUGCUGCAAAUGACGUAGAAGUUCCUGAAUCUAUGUUGGCUCAAGAAAUUGACCGUCAACAUAUGGCUUCUUCUUAUGAAGAUCCAACUGAAGUGAUCGAAUAUUUCAAAACUGAUAAGCAACAACGUGCUCAAAUCGAAGGCGUAGUGUUAGAAGAUCAAGUUGUUGAUCAUAUCUUAGCUGCUGCUAAAGUAACUGAUGAAGUUGUUAGCUAUCAAGAUUUGUUAAAAGAGCAACAAGCGCGCCAACAAGGCUAA